Messenger RNA from Heterotrigona itama, 958 nucleotides. NCBI's taxonomy places the organism in Eukaryota, Metazoa, Arthropoda, Insecta, Hymenoptera, Apidae. The record is from the annotation of a GenBank genome assembly.
AUGAAUUUAGAUAUACCAGAAAUUGUAUUAACUCUUACCGUAUUUUAAUCAAUUUGCAAAUUAUUAUAAUUUGAGAAACACGUGGUAUAUAGAAAAUUAUUUUUCCAAUUUUACCAGUUUUCAUAUCGUCGCUUCGUAUAAAUGUUUCUCCUGUAUUUUCUCUCGCAUUUAUAGAUAUUAUUAAAGCGAGAAAAUAAAGUAGGCUGAUAAUUUUCUAAAACGACGCAGAAAAAUGAAAUAGGUUUUAUUCCUACAAACAUUUAACACUAACUAAUUAUUAACACUAACGGUAUGCAGCUUACCAAUAAUUCCAUUGCGAUUGAUGUAAAUACAAUGAUGUUUCUAGAUAGAACGAAUCCUUUAUGUAGUGAUAAAGAAUAUUUAGAGCAUAACCGAAUCAGAUUUUUAUGGUUACCAGAUACUUUCUGUUAUAGAGAAAUAAUGAGACGUAACUCAUUUACUUUUUGUAUAAUUGAUUAUUGGGAUUCAGUUGAUUGGCAUGAUUAUCUAAAUCAGCUUUUGUACCGGUUCCAUAAUAUCCGGAUUUGUGCCCUUGCCCAGUUGAUUAAUAGACAAUUUUGUAUUAUACUUAUUAAUGAAUAUUUUAUAUUUCUAACAAUAGUAUCAGCAACAUAUAAAAUAAGAUAUCAAAUACUUCGCUUACCUUUGAGUUUAUGCGAUUUCAUUCAUAGCUAUUUCUUCAUACAAUGGAUCUCCAGUUAAUCUGGACAAAGUUCCAAAUUCUAAUAUAAAUGUACCUAUCCCAGCAGUGCAUGUGAUACUUGUUUCACCUUCAGGUACUCCGUAUUUCAAAUUAACAGUACCAUAUGGCAUUCCUGUUGGAGUGUCAAAGGCUGCAAUCAAACGCUUUGCCAUAUCUUCUGCAAGACGCAAUAAUGGCCCAUUACAAGGCCAUCCUGGUUCCAAAUUAAUGCCUGCUUUACGUGAUAAAAGAUGA